AUGCUUUGUACGCUGUGCACAUCGCUUAACAUAUUCGAACUCUUAAACGAUGAAGGGGAAUCAAUUGGUGAGGAGCACCAGCCGACAUUCAUCGCUUUGACAACCUCCGCCUUGAAAGGGUGUUCGCUGUGCUCUUUGUUCAGAGCGACGGUUCUUGACACGUACAAGAGAGUGAUGAUAUGGUCAGAAGAAGACGUACAAAAUUAUCAAGACGAGAGAGAUCGUAGAGCAACUACAAGAUUUGUCAUAAGGGCUACUGCAGUAGAUCUGGACAAGAACUAUGCUCCCUUUGAAGACGGCUAUUCUGGAUUAUUCUACUUGAGGCGGGCUCCGACAGAUAUUAAUAGCAACGGCGGCAAAGGAGGCGCAAAUGACGAUGUUGACGAAGACCAGGUAUUGCCCUGGCUGAGCAUGUCUGCAAGCACGGAUAUGCCCACUCGAAUUGUUGGCAGAGCAAUUGGAGCGCACUCGGACUUCGACUUGGGCAAGCAAUGGAUCGAACAAUGUAUUGCCGCACACCGUGGCUGUUCUCAAGCAUCGAAUUCUGAACUCCCAACCAGAUUGAUUGACGUUGGGCUUCCUGAUGGGUCUAUCGAGCCUCGACUAGUGGAGACGAAAGGCCAACAAGGCAAAUAG
This is a messenger RNA of Letharia columbiana, 636 nucleotides long. RefSeq lists its product as uncharacterized. Lineage: Eukaryota; Fungi; Ascomycota; Lecanoromycetes; Lecanorales; Parmeliaceae. The transcript has a single exon. The record is from RefSeq and is a predicted model, not a curated record. Bases 1 to 636 code for a protein of 211 amino acids.